AUGAGUGAUGCUGUUACACUGACUGUAUCAUCAGAUGAACCACAGACAGUUUUAAGUGUUUCUCCACAGCAGUGGUUGACUGAAGGAGAUUCAGUGACUCUGAUGUGUGAGGUAAUAAGUUCAUCUACAGGCUGGACAUUCAGCUGGUUCACUGUACAGAUGAAUAAAGAUGAUUAUGAGCUGGUGUCAAACAGCAGUGGAGGAUCUAAAGGCAUCUACACAGUGAGUUCAGUGACUGUGAAGCACACAGGAGUUUAUAUGUGCAGAGCAGAGAGAGGAGAUCCAGUCUAUCACACAGAGUACAGUAACACACAAACACUGUGGAUCACUGGUGUUUCUCCUUCAGUCUCUCUGAUCAUCAGACCCAACAGAUCUCAACACUUCUCAUCUGAAUCUCUCUCUCUGAGCUGUGAGGAUCACAGUAACUCUACUGGAUGGACAGUGAGAAGAUACACACACAAACUGAAACCUUGUUCAUCAUCAGACUGGAGAUCUACAGGAACAACAUCUACAUGUACAAUCAGAUCUCUCAACACAUCUGAUACUGGAGUGUACUGGUGUCAGUCUGAAUCUGGAGAGAAACUUCAUCCUGUUAAUAUCUCAGUACACAAUGUUGAUGUGAUUCUGGUCAGUCCUGUUCAUCCUGUGACUGAAGGAGAUAAUCUGACUCUACGCUGUUUAUAUCGAGAUAAAAAACCCUUUAACCUGAAAGCUGAAUUUUAUAAAGAUGGAUCAGUGGUGCAGAAUCAGACUUCAGGAGACAUGAUGAUCAUCCCUACAGUCUCAAAGUCACAUGAGGGUUUCUACUACUGUAAACACCCAGAGAGAGGAGAGUCUCCAAAGAGCUGGAUCUCAGUCAGAGGUGAGAGUUUAUAGAAAUGAUCUCAAGUGAUUUUGUUUCUCAACAUUCUUACUUUUCUGUUGGCAGUUUGUCCAUAUCUGUUAGCGACAGUCGUGCUGGUUGUCAAAUGCUACAGAUUGAGAGGUGAAACAUCCGUCUGAUUUAUUGGGUCAUUAUAUUUGAUACUGAAUUCAUCAAAUUAGCCACUUUGACAGGUUGGACUUUAUAUACAGUAUAUAUUUGUUGUGUUUGAUGUCGUGUGAAAUCAAAUCACCACAAAAGUGACUGGAGAGCAGACUGGUAUAUUCGACUUUAUGUGGCACCACAAGAACAGACAGACAAAUAACUUUAAAGUACCGCGAGAGCGAUUCGAGAAAUCAUAUGGAGGAGUUUCCUUUUGCAUUGCUCUCUCUGUACUUUGACAUCACUAAGCGGUCUAAAUAACUCCAAAUGAAGUCAAACCUGCACACGGUGUGUUGCUCACACGAUACUGUAAACAAAAAGUUCCUUUGGAGAAGUCAAUGAGUGGUUUCUGAUAUAAUCCAGCAGCUUUUAGUUCCUCUUUCAGCAGUUUGCUUGUGCUUUAAAGAGUUAAACUUUUCUUCUGAAAUGUGUUCAUUUUUAUAUAUAUGUUUAAGUUUUAAUGUAUUUCAUCUCAAAGGUAAUUCAUGGUCAUUUUAAGUAUGCAUUCAUUUAAAACAUUUACACCAUUAGCUUACUGUCUGAUAAUUUUAGUUAUCAAUAGUUAUAAUUAGCUAUUGAAAGAGUGAUUUUUUUUUCUUUCAUGCAUGUGUUAGCCAUGGACUGAAGAUGUUAACAGUUUAUUAAAUAAUUUAACUAUACUGUAAUAAAUAAUUAUAAUAAACUGAC
This is a messenger RNA of Misgurnus anguillicaudatus (oriental weatherfish), 1711 nucleotides long. The record is from RefSeq and is a predicted model, not a curated record. Lineage: Eukaryota; Metazoa; Chordata; Actinopteri; Cypriniformes; Cobitidae.